GUCAAUCAGUUUUACAAUCUUUAAACUCUCUUCGUGUCAUCGCAAAAAUCCGGAAUAGUGAAAUCUGCAAAUUUCCUCAGAAUUUGCAUUCGAAGUGUUGAAUUAUGUGUAAAAAUGUGCUGUAAAUUCGGCCGAUCAAAACCUGUGCACGGUUCCAGUUGCUAGGACAACCUGCAGUGUCGAACAUCUAUUCGUUUAUGUGAAUGCGUGCGUCACCAGUUGGGCGCAUUUUAUGAGUGUGCGUGUGUGUGAAAGAGAGUCUUUUAUUGCCACCUUGCUUGGCCAAAUACCACCAUCACCCACAAUCCCAUCCUGCUGUUUCGUGCCGUCUUGGCGGUAAUGAAAACAACAACAACAACAACAGCAAUGGUGGCGUCGAAUGGAAAAAUGUGCGUAAUUGGAUCGCUCCUCCUUAAUUGAUGGAGCAACUACCAAAUGACGACAGCAGCCAAAUUGUCAGCUAAAAAACAGCUCCGGGAGGAUAACAGAACUGGCCCGAAGUGUUCCAACAAGUAGGUGCUUGCUGCACUCAUCGUUUUUUGUCGUUAAAUGAUUGCCUCUAGUUUGCUAACAAGUGCACGCGAGCAGCUAGAUUACGCGCAUUAGAAUUUAGAAGUCUGAAGGAAGAGAUUGCGAAGCACGUCCCAGCACUAUUUCCGAUGCCGUCGAACAGAUCAUAAACUUAAUCCAAGUUAAUCAAGUAUCACUGUGUUUUCCCCAUAUUCGUUAAAUUCAUUAAACACAUGGUAAACGGUUAGUCGCAUGUUUAGAAGAAAUCUGCAUUAAAAAAACCUCGUGUGCGUGUGUGUUUUUUGUGUGUGUGCCAAGUGUGACAAUAUUGUGGGGAAGGACAUCGGACAAAAGCAUAAUUGAAAAUACGGACCGAUACGGUGGUGGUGUGGGUGCCUCCCGGAAAAAUCGCUUUUCGAUGGUAAAGGCACCUGUGUUACCCUCCUCUGUGCCACAGCAGCAACCACAGCAGCAACAGCAGCAGCCGCAGCAGCAUCAGCAUCAGAUACUAACCCAAAAGGAGGCCUGUGUCCAACAGCUUCAGCAACAUUUCCACCAAUAUUCCUUCCCACCUCCGACGACGCAAUACUACCAAAUAGGUACGGUGAAAAAGCAUCGUCGUCUGCAGAUGGCGACGGAACCCCCGGGCGGUGGAGGCGGAAGUGGUGUGUCGGUGACCCCGACAACAACGACCACUGCUGCCAUCGCAGUGGUGGCUCCAACUGCUCGGGCAGUGCCGGUUUCGGCUACCUCGGCGGCCAACAACGGUGGGAAUGCCGCAUCAAUCCUUUCGCUGCAAGCCGGUGCCACGACACUUAAAGUGGCCCCUAAUUUGCAGCCUCAACGUAUUCAAUCAAUGCACCAUAUUCAUCACCAUCACCACCACCAGCUGAUCAACGGAAUAGCAACAGUGGCAACGGCUAGUGUGGCGGGCGGGGCCACCACCAUUGCCGCUGCCCCGAUGCCCACGAAUCCGGGAGCGACAAAUGCGGCUGGACAUUCGGCAGCCGCUGCAGCAGCCGCCGCCGCCGCCGCUGCUACUGCCUGGCCCAUCGUGGAACCGGUGUUCCAUUUCGGUCCCGGUUUCGAGCCCCAAACGCGACCCUACUGUCCAGCGCACCCGCAACCGUCGGAACAUGUGGUGUUUUUCCACGUCAGCCCAGGAGUUUCGGUGACAUUCCAGAUCGGAAACAGCAGGGAAAUAAUCAGAGGUCCAGUCACCGUGCCGAUGGUGUCGCAAAAUGGUACUCCUCCGAUGGCAAUGCCGGUGCAGGUUCCGCCGGGCCACGUGAUGCAGCAAAUUGUCGACGAAAAUGGCACUCUGCGGCACGUCAUCCUAUCCACCCAGCACCAGCAGAUCGGCCAGGGCGGUGUCCAGCAUCACCUGCAUGGACAUUAUAUCAAUGGUACUACACCGCAGUUUUUCAAUCCGAUGGCGGCCGGCUAUCAGGCGGGACCGGGUCCCGGAGCACCUCAUCUCUACCAAACACCUCUGAUCACCGGCGGUGCGGGAGCGGGAGCGGCGGCAGCGGCAGCCGGUGGUACCGCUGGCGGUGGCACUCACACACUCCACACGCCGCAGGCCAACGUGACCCAUUCGCCAUCACCUCCGCACUCGACCAACAAUCAGUACCACAAGGACGAGAGGGCGCUACGGCAGCAUACGAAGCUGCUGCGAAAAUUAGAUCAGAAACAAAGAGAACUGAAUGCCUCCAUUACGACGCCAAUCAAUUCGCCUCGGAAGCACACGGAAGUGAACGGCAAUGUACGUAAGCAUCAACAACAGCAGCAGCAGCAGCAGCAGCAACAUCAACAACAGCAACUCCAGCCGCCACUUUUGCUGCAUCAGCAGCAACACCUCCACCAGCAUCCAGUUUCUGCUGUGCAACGCAAUGGAACAUCCUCGGUGGCCACUUCGGAAGACGGAGAAGAAUCUUCUAGCAUGCCGGACGAAGAGGAUGACACCCAAACUAUCAUCGAACAUCUUAGUUCCGUUCCGUCGCCACAGGUUAAUGAGAUUACGUCUCGAUCAGCCUUGUUCCAAUGGUCACCGCCCAGUCCACUACCGCCUGCCGAAACUCUGCCCUUCAAUGUGCAUGAUUUGCAUUACGAACUACUGCUCAGCGAUCCCGGAAAGGAGAACAAAUACAAAAGUAUAUUCAAGGGAAGUUCACUUAGCUGUAUGGUGCAGGAUCUACGACCGGGACAGGAGUAUACUGUCCGAUUGCAGGUCUACCUGGACCAACUGCAUGGAUCGCCGACGGAAGCAACCGUUUUCAAUACACCAGCUUGUGAACCGGAAGUUCCAAAGAUACCCACGCUAAUAGCUAGAACAAAAAAUUCACUCCAGCUUCGCUGGAACGCUGCGGCCGAUAAUGGCGCCCACAUUACCAAUUACAUUCUCGAGUACGACAACGGAAAGUAUAACGGAAUGGUUCACCUGAUCAAUUCCCAAAAUUGUGAUUUUGUAGAGGUAUGCAAGACAAAAGGUAAACAGUUUACGGUAAACAAGCUGCACCCUUCCACCUGUUACAUUUUUCGACUGGCGGCGGUAAACGAAUACGGCCGCAGCGGCUAUUCGGAUCUUGUGAAAUUUAAUACUGCUGGCAAUCCGCCAUCGCAGCCAUCACCUCCAACGCUACAACAUGCAACAGCAACCUCGCUCAAACUCGCCUGGCAGCGACGGUCACCGAGUGAGGGAUUCACGUUGCAAAUGAACGAUCUGGACCAGGGCUACGGUUACAAGAACAUCUACACCGGAAUGGACACCGUGUACGAGUGUGUAGGUUUAAGACGAGCAACGACAUUCCACUUUAGGGUAAAAGCAGAGAACGAAAAUGGCCAAAGUCCGUACAGCAAAGAGGUUGUGUUCAAAACGCUCCCCUCCUGUCCGGGCCGACCGACCAAACCUCAGGUGAAGGGUAAAAUUCACGCGACGGCAUUUAAGGUCAAGUGGGACCCGCCGGUCGAUACGGGUGGCGCUGAUAUUUCGCUCUACCAUCUGGAGAUCAACUCGUGCUCGUUGUACGAGCGGAUAUACAGUGGCAAGGAGUCGGAGGCGCUGAUCGAGCGACUCAGCCCCGGAACCACCUACCAGAUCCGGGUACUGUGCGAGGGCCCUGGUGGUAUCAGUACAUUCUCGGAGCCGUGCCUGGUCACGACGGAACCGGUGGCACCGCGGGCACCGCAGCGACCCUACUGCAGCGGGGCACCGACGCCGUACGCCGCCUGUCUGAUGUGGGACAAGCCGGAUUACAAUGGAGGUGCACCCGUGCUCGAGUACGAGAUGGAGGUGGAAAUGACGAACAAGACCCGGAACGCUUGCUACCGCGGCAAGGACCAGUUCUGCGUAGUGAAAGACCUCAGGCCGGGCGAACUGUACACGGUACAGGUGCGUGCAAUCAAUCGUAUCGGAGCCGGCGAAUGGUCAGAGGAGUACAGCUUCCACGCUGGCGCCGCACCACCGAACGCUCCGAAGGAGCUGCACAUUUCAGUUAAAUCGCCAACUCAUCUAACUGUGAUCUGGGACGAACCGCACUGCAAUGGGGCACCGAUCAGCGAGUAUAUCCUACAGUCAAGUACCGCUGCUGGCGAUGCUAUUGCUGUUGAUACGGCUGACGGUUCCGUCGCCGAUAGCAAUGCCGAGGAAUUGGUCUUCCAGACUGUCUACCACGGUCAGCAACGAACUGCUGAGUUGAAAAAUCUUGCUCCAUUCACCGUCUACUAUUUCCGGGUGUGUGCGGUUAACAGUGCCGGCAGCUCUCGGUACUCGUCGACGUUCUCGCAAAAGACCCCAGCGGCACCGCCAAAUGUCCCCGUUCUAGGGCAACAUAAAAUUACGGCCAAAAGUAUACUUAUCAGUUGGGAGACACCACAGUGCAAUGGUUCAUCGAUUACCUACUACAAUAUUGAGUGCGGUGAUCGGGUGAUAUCGAGAGACGCUGCUUCGACGCUGUUUCGAAGAAGCCGCAAUGAGAGGGAGGCCAAUCGAACAAGAAACGAUGGUGAGGAUUAUGAAGAUGAUGAUGACAAUUUAGAAGAGGAGGAAGACUACGAUGAGGAUGAAUCGGGGACUAGGGAGGAUUCGGCGGCGUCCGAGAACGACGAUCAAGAACAGUCAGAAACGAAUUUAUUAGAUAAUAACGCAACCGUGGACGCUAAUCGCAAUGAGUUGUUGAUCGAGGAUCUACAUCCGGAGUCGGCGUAUAAGUUGAGAAUUCAAGCCGUGAACGAGAUCGGAACUGGUCCAUUCACCGGAUAUCUUAAAUUUACUACCGCACCACUGCCACCAAAACCACCAAAGUUGGAGUGUAUUCAGUUCGCGUUCUCACAUCUGAAGUUGCGUUGGGGUGAAGGAAAGAACAUGGUAGAUCUUGCACGGUACUAUGUGGAAAUGGAAAACAAUCGCACCGGAGAGUACCAGAAUGUGUACACGGGAACCCGUAGCACCUGUAAGGUGAUGAAGCUGCAUGAGCUGACGGCGUACACGUUCCGGAUAGCAGUCGAAACGAAACACGCCGGAAUGGGUGACUUUUCCGAAGAUUUCGUGUUCGUAACGAACGCUGCAACGCCGAACACCAUCAAGGCACCGAGGGUAUACAUUGAACCGGUAAGUGGUAGCAGCGGCAACAGUUCGCCCCAGCAUCCACCGUCCUCGGUGAAUGGCAGUGUCAACAAUCUGAACGCGGCUGGUCUUCUGCAGGGAAAUACUCAACUAACGGCGGGUCCGUCGGCGGCAGCCGCAGCCGGUGUCGGUAUACUGACCAUCGAGUGGCAAACCAGCCGGAACAAUCCGUUUUCCGACGCGAUCGAGUAUGUGCUGCAGAUGGCCAAAUCGAAGGACCAGGAAUUCCAUGAGAUCUACCGUGGACCGGAAACACGACACACCAUCUACAAUCUGUGCUACGGGGUGGGUUACCUGUUCAAGGUAUGCCCGGUUCGAAUUCGGUCCAAUGGGGAGGAGAUCCAUGGUCAAUUUUCGCCAGUUUUGCACCACCAGCUGACACCACAUCGAACUUCGACGGCCAGCUCGCAUGGUGGCCACUCGAGACACGGCGGUGCAUACCACGACGAAGUGGACGGCUCGUACUCGUCGUCCCACACGAGGACGCUGUUUGCCGGCAACGUGGUCAACAGUCGAGGUGAGCUAAUCCUUGCCAAUGCUUCCGCAGGUUACGACGGCCAUAAUCAGGCGAAUCAAAAUGCCAGCAGCGCUGCGCAAACACUGCUCCACUUGCCCAAGGGCGCCAAUCUGAUGCAAACGGUUUCCGAGCUGUUCGAGGCGGACUCCAGCAAGGCAGUCCUGUUCGUUCUCAUCUUCAUCGUACUGUCGAUGAUCGUGGCAGCUUGCCUGAAGUGAAACUUCUAAUCUAUAAUUCAAAAUCUGCAGUCAACGUCUCUCUCUCACUCUCUUAUUGCCUCGCUCGCUCUCUGCCCCUUUCUAUUUUUUCUUACACCGGUCUGGCGUCCCUUUUUGAGCGUCCCGGUGUGAAAAGCUAAGAAGAGAGGGGCGAAUGGGGGGGCACCACACUUACAUUUUUUUUCGCUGUGCAUUUUUUAAUCAUGAUUGUCACAAGUGCUACUCAAUUAUCGAUGCUUACUACUAUCUAGCAGUCGUUAUUAGUCCGAACCAGGUGAAGAAACAAGAGGAACAUAGAGCAACAGCAGGAGGAAACAAGAAAAUAAAUAGUUUAUAUGCUGUGGUGGAGGAAAUAUUGAAAAACAAUUCACCGUCAAAGAAUAUUGCUGUCACUGUUUGUCACACUGCUACAACUAUUACAAAACUAUUGCUAAUCUGGGAAACGUAAGAAAAAAAUAAUAAUACACGUAAUAGACGCAAAACAUAACAAAACAACAUACAUUAUCUAGCUAAUUUGCUGUGCAACAUUGUGGUGGAACGAAAACCAGUAGAAAAAUAUUCUCCAGUGUUUGGUCUUUUCUAAAAUCAAGAAUGUGAAAACGAAUGAAGUACGGACGGAAGGGAGGCAGCAUUCGAUCGAAGGAGUUGGCAGUAUCAUGAGAAACGGUCACAAAUAAUAUUAUAUGUUAAAUUUGCUAUAUUGUUUAUGUUACGAUUAUUCCCAUUAGAAGCAAAACAGGAAGAGCAGAAAGAGCAAAAACACAAAAAAUACAGCGGAUAGACUGUGUGCGUUUACUCGAGGAAGAGUAACGAUCGAAAACGAUGAGCAUAGGAUGUUUAUAAUGAAUUCAACAAAAGAAGAAAAAAAAACAGAAAAGCUACAGUGUCCUUAUAUUACGCUUAGAGAUAGUGGAAGAAAAGUUGAGCCAAUUACGCGAUUUGUUGUCCAGGAAAAGAUUGUUCAGGUUGAUUCUUCGUUGUUCUUUUGAAACGUACGUACAUUGUGUUUAGUUCGUUCGCUUGCAGAGCAUUCUGUUUUCCGAGAAUUUCAGUAAGUAAUAAACGGCAGCGAAUCAGUUGAAAAUCUAAUGCCUAGCAGACGCAGACAGACGAGCAAAACCAUACAAACCGCUUGAUGCAACGCUAGGAAUGUUAAUCCGAAAAUGAAACAAAAUAAUCAAUAUAUGUUUAUCAACAUAACGGAGAGAAACAAAAAAAACAAGGAAAACUAUAGUAUUAUUAAUUAUAAACGAGCAGAAACAAGCAAGGAAGGAGACGAGAACCGGAUGGAAAACGUGUAAAAAUAGCUCUAUCGUAAUAUUCAAACUCACUAAAAUAGUCACACUUAGACAGAUUAAUUUCCCAUCUGAACAAGGAAGAAGUCGAAAUACUUCGCAAUGAAAUAUAAAAAAACUGAAUGCAUUCCAUACAAGCUCUUUUAAAGAAAAAACUACGUUUUUACCGAUCUAAACCAUUGCAUCUACUGAAACAGGCAAUAUACUUAGCGCGAAACGAAUCAAACCAAUCGAAACUAGGAAACACCAUUUUCUAAUGCUAUUAUUCUCAUACUUCUCGAUUUUUACGUACGGCUAGCAUGAAUACAGGUUAUCAUAAUAGGUAAGACAAAACUAAGCUACACACAGAAAUUAAGGAAGAAAAGAAAAAAAUAACACAAUCAAAUCUCAUGCACUCCAACAACAACACACACACAUACAUAAGCAUAUAUUUGAGCUCAAUUUGUCUAUGUCGUCAAAUUCCGUGGGCCCAAUACCGGUCUCGUUCCGAAAUGACAGAGUUCGACAGGUUUCAGACAAAAGGUUCCUUCAUGUUCAAGCUUCUUUCGAACGUUUCGUAGUUCUUCUAGGCGGUAAGUGCCAAAAACCACACAGCCGCUUCCUGGCUUUCCCCGCUGCUGAGUGGCGAGAAAGUGACGUAAAGCUAUAACAUCCCCAGGAAAAAGGUCUUCCAAUAUUCCAGCCCAGUCCGCUAAUUAAUUUUCCAUCAGUCACACCAAAAUUGCAAGUAAUUUUUUGCUGUUGAACUAGUGAGGAACGACGUGUUUUACGGCCAGCACAUUUAACAAAAGCAAUAGCAAAGUAACUUUCUAUUUGACUAGAACGUGAUGUCCACUCGUUUACGCAUGACACGAACCGCUCGAACGCAAUUGCGCACAGCCCACAGUAGGCGAAAUUUUAUGUUGCUGCUGUGUGUGUUUGUGUGGGUUUACCUCUUGGCUCUGAUUGCACACUGGGUCAUAGGAUCGUUGUUUCUUCCAACAAAACAAAAGUAAACUUUAAAACAGUUUUGGAAAUUUAGAAAAACUUAAAAAAUUAAAGCGAAACCUGCAACUAAGUUGUCUCAACGUUCGGCUCUGUCAUUUCGGAUUGGUUUACAGAACAUUCGACAAAAAAACGGAUCGCAAGCUAUUUUUAUUUUUUAUUUUUGGUUUUAAGACGGCAAUUCAGUUUAUUUUUUUUUCUUUUAUUGGUAAUUGUUCCAAGUGCAAUUUUUUUCUUGUAUCGUUUUAUUAGCUAAAUUGUUUGUGAGUACGAUGAUGCAUUUUAUUCGCCCUAUAUUUAGCUCUAUUUACACAAAGUUACAAGAGAGGAUAAAGCGUGAAUAGUCGAGAAACUAACCGAUUGACAUCCCCCCCCCCCCCCAGCUAAUGUAGCACUUCUGCUGCAACAGGUAUGCCACAUGGAACAAUAGCAACAAAAAGCAAUUACUUUUAUGUUAUAUUGUACCUGUAGUUUUCCGCUGUUGUUGUUUAUUUAGUUUUUACUGGAUCCUUGCCCCCUUCAAAAAAUGACGUAUUUGCAAUACACUGAUAAUAGAUAAGUUGUGCAUUUCAUUUUUUUACGUUUUUCCCCCUUAAGCUAGCGCGCAAAUCAUAUUUACACGAUGCUUUUUAUUUAUCCGCUUGUUUAUUUUCCAACGCCCUACUUCCACUCUAUUUUACGUUAGGAGAACAACAAGUUUUUAGUAGUUGUAUAAUGUUUCUACUAGUUUAGCGAAUGAACCCCUUUUUUUCUCGUGUUCAAGAAUGCAACUGGAAACAGGUGAAACAGGAUAAACAUACUGAAAGUUAUACGAAAACAAAAAAAAAAUCGAGUUCGAAAGUAAGACCAAGUGAGGAGCAUGAUGACGCAUCGUUUUUCGUUACUUGAUUGAAUGAGUUUGAGUCAGGGCAACAUCCGACGAACGGGGAGCGAUAAAAGUAAAAUCUUACGGAAACGACGCAAGCAAUUCAACGUAAACGAAGUUCUUCUCAAAAAGAAUACGGAAACGGAAAAAAGGAAUGCCUAAACAAUUGUAAAUUUUAUCGUUCAUUCGACCUUAUUUCUGUUAAUAAAACUGUGUAAUUUGUAUAUAAACCAGCGGUGAAAAAUAUGACGUUUCAUUUUUUUCUAAAACGUUUCUAGUAAAAAAAAAGUAAAAAAGCGAAUUGAGAUGCAGACAAAUGUUGGCUAGAGGAAAGCUAGUUACUAAUAAUACGGAAAAGGCGGGGAGAGAAAUGAGAAUGCUGAUGAUAAGCACCAGGGAGAAGAACAAUGAGAAACAGAAAUCUAGGUUUCUUGUAAUCUAAAAGCAACGGAUAAACGAAUGCUAUACAUACAUUAAUGGAUAUGCAAAAAACCUAUUCUAUCGAACCAUGAUUCAAGGAAAAAAUAGAUGACGAUAACAAAAAAUAAAUGAGAAGGAAAAUCAUAAAACAAUUAUUACUAAAAGUAUAUACAUGAUUAUAUUAAUGAUGGGGGUAUAAUAGUAAUUGUAUAAAUUUUACUAAACAAUCUCUAUUCAUUAGAAUUCAUAUGCAAAAUAUUUUUUACAAAACAAAAAAACACCUUUAUAUCUCAUUUUUAUUACAUUUAUGAUAAUUUGUUUAUUAGAAAUGUUAUAUUUUGUAUUUUUUUAAAAAAAUAUUAUAAUUUACCUUAUUUUUUCUUUCUACAAAACAAGAAAACUAUUGCAAACAAAACAACAAAGUAGGAUAGUGGCGAGCAAAGCAAAGCAAAGCAAAAACAAAAAAAAACAUGAAACGUUAUAUGAUUAUAAUCAUACGCUGAUGAUGAUGAUGAUGAUGGAACAUGAUAAUGUGGAAUGAUGUGGAGAAGCUGAAUGCAAAAGCAACGUUCAGCUUGCAAAAUUACGAUGAAACUAGUUAUGAACGACGAAACUUGAUAGGGAAACUCUAGGAUCGCGGAACACAUGAAAUGAUAAUAUAAACACACUAUGAACAUAUGGAAACAAACAAAAAAAAACUGACGGAAUAAUGUAUAACAGAAACAAAUAUUACUGCAAGAGCGACACACACACAUAUAAACAAUUAAAACAAGUGGAAAACAAUUAAAAUAUAUAUGUUAAAAGUGGUCAUUAAGUAUAUAAACAACAAAAACAUCUUAAUAUAUAUGAACAAUAUUUAAUUUAACAGAAAUA
Sabethes cyaneus is the source of this 10306-nucleotide messenger RNA. RefSeq names its product fibronectin type III domain-containing protein 3B (gene mtgo). Bases 929 to 5869 code for a protein of 1646 amino acids. Lineage: Eukaryota; Metazoa; Arthropoda; Insecta; Diptera; Culicidae. The transcript has 7 exons. Gene Ontology annotation, molecular function: acid phosphatase activity; metal ion binding; protein binding. The record is from RefSeq and is a predicted model, not a curated record.